Messenger RNA from Aspergillus uvarum CBS 121591, 723 nucleotides. Its product is annotated as N-terminal protein methyltransferase. The coding region runs from base 1 to 723 and encodes 240 amino acids. Gene Ontology annotation, cellular component: cytoplasm. Gene Ontology annotation, biological process: N-terminal protein amino acid methylation. The transcript has a single exon. Gene Ontology annotation, molecular function: N-terminal protein N-methyltransferase activity. The record is from RefSeq and is a predicted model, not a curated record. NCBI's taxonomy places the organism in Eukaryota, Fungi, Ascomycota, Eurotiomycetes, Eurotiales, Aspergillaceae.
AUGUCCGACCCAGCCACCAGCCCGGCCACCCCGCCGGACGCAAAGAUCGACCACGCGGCCUCCCUCCGCUACUGGAACAGCGUGCCCGCCAACGCGAACGUGAUGCUCGGCAUGCUCGGCCAAUACCCGUGGUACACGCGGAUCGACCUGCGCGGGUCGAAGACUUUUUUGAAUAAAGUCCGCCGCAUGAUCCCCGACUCCCCGACGGAGGGCAAACUGGCGCGCGGGGUCGACUGCGGCGCGGGCGUCGGCCGCGUCACCGAGGGCCUCCUUGCCCACGUCUGCACCACCGUCGACGCCGUCGAGCCCGUCGACAAGUUCAUGCAGAUCAUCCGCGACUCGGCGCUCAAGCGCGACGGCGUCGUCGGCGACAUCUACACCCUUGGCCUGGAGGACUGGCACCCCGACAAGCGGUACGAUCUCAUCUGGACGCAGUUCUGCGUGGGCCACCUCACGGAUAAGCAGCUGGCGGAGUACUUUGUUCGGUGUCGCGAGGCGCUGACGGAGACGGGCGUGCUGGUCGUCAAGGAGAAUCAGUCGACGGAUCCCCGCGGCGAGGAUAUGUUUGAUGAGGAGGAUAGUAGCGUGACGCGCACGGAUGAGAAGUUCCGGGCGCUGUUCAAGGAGAGUGGGCUCGUGGUGGUGGCGUCCGAGUUGCAGUUGGGGUUUCCGAGGAAUUUUCGCCUGUUGCCGGUCAGGUUCUAUGCGUUGAGGCCUGUUUGA